Messenger RNA from Pogoniulus pusillus (Red-fronted tinkerbird), 2652 nucleotides. It is a transcript of the gene PPWD1, whose product is annotated as peptidylprolyl isomerase domain and WD repeat containing 1. The transcript is spliced from 11 exons. Lineage: Eukaryota; Metazoa; Chordata; Aves; Piciformes; Lybiidae. The coding region runs from base 1 to 1890 and encodes 629 amino acids. Gene Ontology annotation, biological process: protein peptidyl-prolyl isomerization. Gene Ontology annotation, molecular function: protein binding; peptidyl-prolyl cis-trans isomerase activity. The record is from RefSeq and is a predicted model, not a curated record.
AUGGCGGCGUCCGACUCGGAGCGCAAGCGAAAGCAGCCGGAGGCGGAGGAGAACAACGCGGCGGUGGUAGUAGCAGAGGAGGAUGAGGAGGAGCGCUGGGUCGGGCCGCUACCAGGAGAGGCCGCGCAGGCGAAAAAGAGAAAAGUUCUUGAAUUCGAACGAGUUUAUCUUGAAAAUCUACCAUGUGCUUCAAUGUAUGAACGCAGUUACAUGCACAGAGACGUCAUUACACACGUGGCAUGUACUAAGACAGAUUUUAUCAUAACAGCCAGUCAUGAUGGACACGUGAAAUUCUGGAAGAAAAUAGAAGAAGGGAUCGAGUUUGUUAAACACUUCCGAAGUCACCUAGGUGUUAUUGAGAGUAUUGCCGUUAGUUCAGAGGGGGCAUUGUUCUGUUCGGUUGGAGAUGACAAAGCAAUGAAAGUGUUUGAUGUAGUCAACUUUGAUAUGAUCAACAUGCUGAAACUUGGCUACUACCCAGGCCAAUGUGAAUGGAUAUAUUGCCCUGGCGAUGCCAUAUCUUCUGUUGCAACAUCUGAGAAGAGCACAGGAAAAAUAUUCAUAUAUGAUGGACGAGGAAAUAACCAGCCACUUCAUGUGUUUGAUAAACUCCAUACGUCCCCUCUUACUCAGAUACGGUUGAACCCUGUCUACAAAGUAGUAGUGUCUUCUGACAAAUCUGGAAUGAUUGAGUACUGGACUGGUACUCCUCACGAAUAUAAAUUUCCCAAGAAUGUGAACUGGGAGUAUAAAACAGAUACUGAUCUAUAUGAAUUUGCUAAAUGCAAGGCUUACCCAUCUAGUUUAAGUUUUUCACCUGAUGGCAAGAAAAUGGCCACUCUUGGGUCUGACAGAAAAGUUAGAAUUUUCCGUUUUCUGACUGGGAAACUCAUGAGAGUCUUCGAUGAAUCUCUGAGUAUGUUCACUGAACUUCAGCAGAUGAGACAGCAACUACCAGACAUGGAAUUUGGGCGACGUAUGGCAGUUGAGCGUGAGCUGGAGAAAGUGGAUGCAGUAAGAUUAAUUAACAUAAUUUUUGAUGAAACUGGACACUUUGUUCUCUAUGGAACAAUGUUGGGCAUUAAGGUCAUCAAUGUAGAGACUAACAGGUGUAUUCGUAUCUUGGGAAAACAAGAGAACAUCAGAGUGAUGCAACUAGCCUUGUUCCAAGGAGUAGCAAAGAAGCAUCGUGCUGCAAUCACUAUAGAGAUGAAGGCAUCUGAAAAUCCUGUUCUCCAGAAUAUCCAAGCAGAUCCAACAAUAAUAUGUACUGCUUUUAAAAAAAACAGGUUUUACAUGUUUACUAAACGUGAACCAGAAGAUACAAAGAGUGCAGAUUCUGACAGAGAUGUGUUUAAUGAGAAACCUUCUAAAGAAGAGGUCAUGGCAGCCACUCAGGCUGAAGGUCCCAAAAGAGUUUCAGACAGCGCCAUCAUCCACACAAGCAUGGGAGAUAUUCAUAUCAAGCUUUUUCCUGUUGAAUGCCCCAAAACAGUGGAAAACUUCUGUGUACACAGCAGAAAUGGUUAUUACAACGGACACAUAUUUCACCGUAUCAUCAAGGGUUUCAUGAUUCAGACCGGUGACCCAACUGGUACAGGAAUGGGAGGUGAAAGUAUUUGGGGAGGCGAAUUUGAAGAUGAGUUUCAUUCAACUUUGCGGCACGACAGACCAUAUACUCUCAGCAUGGCUAAUGCGGGACCGAAUACUAAUGGAUCUCAGUUUUUCAUAACAGUAGUUCCAACUCCAUGGCUAGACAACAAGCACAGUGUGUUUGGACGAGUGACUAAGGGAAUGGAGGUUGUUCAGAGAAUCUCCAACGUGAAGGUCAAUCCCAAAACGGACAAGCCCUAUGAGGAUAUCAGCAUCAUUAAUAUCACUGUGAAGUAAGAGAAGAGAUGAAGGAUCCAGCUAGAGGUUCAGCAUCAUAGGAUGUCAGGGCCUGGAAAGGACCUCAAAAGAUCAUUUAGUCCAACCAACCUCCUGCAAAGCAGGAUCACCUCCACCAAAUCACACAGGAACAUGUCCAGGUGGGUUUUGGUUAUCUCCAGAGGGAAACUCCACAACUCCCCUGGGCAGGCUGUUCUGGUGUUCUGUCACCCUCACAGUGGAAAGAAUUCCUCGAGUUUACAUGCAAUUUCCUAUGCCUCAACUUCCACCCAUUGCUCAUUGGACAUCACCAAGAGAAGCCUGGCACCAUGUUCUUGGCUCUCACCAUUUACAUAUUUAUAAACAUGAAUGAGGUCAUCCUUCAGUCUUCUCUUAUCCAGUCUACAGAGCCCCAGCUCUCUCAAUCUCUCCUUAAAAGGAACAUGUUCCAUUCCCUUAAUUAUCUUUGAGGCUCUGCAUUGGACUCUCUCAAGCAGUUCUGUGUCCUUGAACUGGACACAAUACUCCAGAUGUGGCCUCGCCAAAGCAGAGCGAGAGGAGAACCAGAGGGAACAAAAUACUGAUUCCUGGAAAAGCUCAGCACUAGGACACAAAGAAGGACUUAGGAAUUAUCAAAAUUGUUUCUGUUCUUUCUAGGUAUAAGAAUUGCAAGGACAGAGCAAUCACUAGUUGUACUGUUUUAAAUAUACCUAAAGUGCCCUAAUACUGUGUUUCUGGUAAUUUUGUAUUUUAAAGUAAAAACAUCUGUAUGCUUCUUACAAA